AUCACAGGGAGGCUGCAGUCAUGGCACCCAAGAUCAAGAGAAAACCUCCUAAGCAAUCGAAGGUGACUCCUGAUCCACCAUCUGAUGAUUCACAGGAGCUACGUGAAAAUAAUCCACCUGAAAAUAACCCAGGAAACAGCCAAGCCCUUGAAACUGGUGGGGAACACAGUUCUUCCCAUAAAGCAGCUGGAUCAAAGCCAGGGCCUAGUAAGAAAUCUCUUCAAGGCAGGAGAAAAAGGAAUGUGCUGAAUGUCAGUACUACUGUCUACAACAUCGAGCAGAGAAUUAACCACUUCCUGAAGCUCCAGCAUGAGCGACGGAAGGAGAUUUAUCAGGAAUAUUCUCAUCAGUUUUUGACUUUGGUCGUGAUGUGGAACAUAGAUGUACACCAAAUCAAGAAACAGACAGAAAAACUCUCUAAUAUACUUGAUGAGCAACAAAAGCUUUAUGAGCAAUUCCAAGUUAUCCACAAGCAGAAAAUAGAAGAAUUUAAGGAGUUAUGUAGUCAACACUUGAAGAAUCUACGGGCUAUUAAGAGUUGUCGCCGAAAAGCUAUUAUCGAGGAAGCCAGAAAACAAAUGGACAUCUUGGAAAGGAAACUUACUACAGAAACUGUAAAGCUGCAGGAAGAAAAACCUGAUGCUAGAUCAUCUCUUCUAUCCCUGCUAUUCUCAUAACACCUUGAAGAAAGAAGCUCAACCACCAUCAUACGAUUUCAUCAAACUAUUAUCUGUGUGAAUCUAUGGCGCCACGGAGACUGCAAUUGAAAUGAUUGUAA
This is a messenger RNA of Phodopus roborovskii (desert hamster), 778 nucleotides long. Its product is annotated as synaptonemal complex protein 3-like. The transcript has 7 exons. The record is from RefSeq and is a predicted model, not a curated record. Gene Ontology annotation, cellular component: synaptonemal complex. Lineage: Eukaryota; Metazoa; Chordata; Mammalia; Rodentia; Cricetidae. Gene Ontology annotation, biological process: meiotic cell cycle; spermatid development. Bases 21 to 677 code for a protein of 218 amino acids.